Molecule: messenger RNA, 8291 nt
Organism: Dreissena polymorpha
Lineage: Eukaryota; Metazoa; Mollusca; Bivalvia; Myida; Dreissenidae
Exons: 40
Coding region: 2-8122 (2706 amino acids)
Molecular function (GO): protein binding
Source: RefSeq, a predicted model, not a curated record
CAUGUCGAGCCCCCUGUCCAUCCCUUCAAACGUGAUCUUCACCGACGACGAGGCUGCGAUGAAAAACAUCGACAACAUCCGACCGGGUAGCGUUUCUCCGCUGCUCAUCAGGAAAAAUGAUCCGGUGAUCCGCAUAGUCCUCCCGGUUGUGUUUGUGGAGUCAGUUGCACUGGUGACGUCGACGAAUGUUGACAGCUUCAGGGUGAAGGUCAAGCGCCCGAUCGACUCGACAUUGAAACCUGUCAGCGGAGGAAAGAAGUUUCUGCCUUCAGAACGUGUGCCAAUCAACCAUGCAGUGAUAGAGGUGGACAUAGAGCUGUUCGGCACGGCGCCCUACCAGCUGCGCAUCAGCGUCAUUGCCUGCUAUCCAACAGGAUCAUCAACUCUAUCAGUCGUAUCGGAAACUACACCUUCGUCGAGUUUACCAACCACCCCUUUUGUGUCGUCAUCAGAAUCAGAGACCACUCCUGGCGUGACGUCAUCAGCAACAACCCCUGGUGAAUCGUCAUCAGCAACCACUUCUGGUGUGACGUCAUCAGAAACAACUCCUGUUGUGUCGUCAUCAGAAUCAACUCCUGGUAUGUCGUCAUCACAAUCAGCAACAACACCUGGUGAAUCGUCAUCAGCAACAACUCCUGGUGAAUCAUCAUCUUCAGCAACAACUCCUGGUGUGACGUCAUCAGCAACAACUCCUGGUGCAACAUUAUCUUCAGCAACAACUCCUGGUUUGUCUUCAUCAGAAUCAACUACUGUUAUGUCGUCAUCACAAUCAGCAACGACACCUGGUGAAUCGUCAUCAGCUACAACCCCUGUUGAAACAUCAUCUUCAGCAAUAACUCCUGGUGUGACGUCAUCAGCAACAACUCCUGGUGUAACAUCAUCAGAAUCAACAACAGCUUAUGGUUCGUCGUAUCCAGAAUCAACUCUUGGUGUGUCUUCAUCAGAAACAGGUCCAACAACUCCUAGUGUGUCGUCAUUAGAAUCAACAGCAACUCCACUUGUAUCGUCAUCAAUUUCAACAACAACUCCACUUGUUACAUCAUCAGUAUCAGCAACAACUCCACUUGUUACGUCAUCAGAAUCAGCAACAACUCUACUUGUUACGUCAUCAGAAUCAGCAACAACCCCAUUUGUUACGUCAUCAAAAUCAACAACAACUCAUGGUGAAUCAACAUCAGCAACAACUCCUGGUGCGUCGUCAUCAGAAACAGGUUCAACAACUCCAAGUACUGCAUCCACUCCAGGAUCAUCAGUUUCCUCAAGUGAAGUUACAAUGUCAAGUGAACCAGGUUAUAUUUCUACGCCCGGCACAAGCUCUACCCCAAGAACUGCCUCUUCAGUAUCAUCUAGCACAGGCACAUCGACACCUUCUGUAACAGAGUCAUCGUCUACAACUCGAAGCGUUUCUUCCCUUUCAGAAACAACUAGUUCUCUAUCUACUCCGGGCACACGUUCUACUCCAGGAUAUUCCUCUUCAGUAUCAUCUAGCACAGGAACGGUGACACCUUCAGUUGCAGAAUCAUCAUCAACAAUAUCUAGUGUUUCUUCCGCUACUGCAACAACAUCUGCAGAAUCAUACAGCACAGGAACUGCGACACCUUCAAUUGCAGAAUCAUCAUCAACAACUUCUAGUACUUCUUCCUCCACUGAAACAACAUCUGCAGAAUCAUAUAGCACAGGCACAACGACACCUUAUGUAACAGAGUCAUCACCUACAACUUCUAGUACUUUUUCCUCAACUGAAACAACAUCUGCAGAAUCAUAUAGUACAGGCACAACGACACCUUCUGUAACAGAGUCAUCAACUGCAACGUCUAGUACUUCUUCCUCCACUGAAACAACAUCUGCAGAAUCAUACAGCACAGGAACUGCGACACCUUCAAUUGCAGAGUCAUCAUCAACAAUGUUUAGUGUUUCUUCUGCUACUGAAACAACAUCUGCAGAAUCAUAUAGCACAGGCACAACGACGUCUUCAGUUGCAGAAUCAUCAUAUACAACUUCUAGUACUUCUUCCGCUACUGAAACAACAUCAACAGAACCAUACAGCACAGGCACAACGACACAUUCAAUAGCAGAGCCAUCAUCUACAACUCCUGGUGUAUCAUCAUACACUGAAACAACAAGUUCUGUCACUACUCCUGGCACAAGUUCUAUUCCAGGAACGUCAUCUUCAGUGUCAUCUAGUACAGGAACAGUAGAAUCACGAUCAACAACCCCUAGCGUUUCUUUAUCCUCCGAAACAACUAGUUAUAUUUCUACAACAGGGACCAUUUCUACUCCAGGAUAUUCAUCAUCCGUAUCAUCUAGCACAGGUACAGCGACCUCAGUAGCAGAAUCAUCAUCAACAACUGCUGGUGUUUCUUCGUAUACUGAAAUAACAUCGUCAGUAGCAUCCACCACAGGCACAAUGACCCCUUCAAUAGCAGAAUCAUUAUCAACAACAUCUAGUAUUUCUUCCGCUACUGAAACAACAACUUCAGAAGUAUCUAGCACUGGCACAACGACACCUUCGUUAGAAGAAUCAUCUACAACUUUCAGUGUUCCUUCCUCCUCUGAAACAAUAAGUUAUCCGUCUACCCCUGGUACAAGUUCUACACCAGGAUAUUCAUCUUCAGUAUCACAAAGCAUAGGAACUGCGACACCUACUGUAACUGAAUCGUCAUCUACAACUUCCAGUGUUUCUUCACUCACUGAAACAAGUUCUGCUUCUACUCCGGGUACAGUUUCAAGUCUAGGUAGUUCAACAUCGUCGGUAAAUUUAAGCACCGUCUCGGAAACACCUUCAAUAGCAGAGUCAUCAUAUACAACCCCUGGCGUUUCGUCCGCAAUAGAAACAACACGUUCUGUUUCUACUCCGGAAUCAAUGUCUAGUCCAGUUAGCACCAUAUCGACAAUGUCUUCGGAAAGUGAAAGUACUAUAUAUGUUUCUUCCUCGGUAUCUUCAUCAUCAUCGUCAACUCCUAGUGUAUAUUCAUCUAUGUCACCGACAAGUUCCAUUACAACUCCAAGUACAUCAGAAGCUCCUAGCUCAUCAUCCAUCGAGGUUAUAGCAGGACUAACAACACGAUGCGAAGUGAUCGAGGGAAUGAGCAAGCCCUUGUUUAUUGGAAGAGACAGCAUCGUUGACGUCAAGAACGAGUCGCUGGACGACGUUGACAUGCUAAGGCCAAACAGUCUGCGGCCAUUCAGCGUCGACAAGGACGCGUUCACUGUCAAGAUCUGGUUUAUGCCGGCCAUUCCCAUAGAGUCGGUGAAACUGCCGACGGCUGAGAACGUGAAAUCUAUUACGGUCGAAUUUGUUCGUCCGGACAAGAAUGCUACGACAGUUCUGGCUGCUCAGGACGUUUCUCCAUCUACAAUAGUCCAGUUCCUCGGAUUACCAGACGCAGUUGACAUUUUAAUUACGUUCUCGCGAGACCAGUCUAACAAAACCAUGAAGUUCAGACUGGAAGUGUAUGGCUGUUUCCGCUACAUGACCACCACCGCUGUUCCGACUGUAUCAGUCUUCACAACCGUGUCGUCUUCGUCUGUCCUAACUACGGAGUCAAGUCUCGCGUCAUCGUCUCUGACAACAGAACCCAGCCUGACGGCCAGCCAAGGGAUCACCUUGGGUUACGUUAGUUCAGAGACAACAACUGCUUCGUACAGCUCUGAAAAGACAACGCCGCCUUCUUACACUACUGUACAAACAACAUUGCCGCCAAUAGUCACCAGUCACACUGCAUACACGACCUCGUAUGUAACUGUAUACACCACCGAGCCCUGCUUACUGCUGAAGGGCAUGGAGAGUUAUCACGAUAUUCCCAACGGCAACAUUCGCACGAACGACAUCACAGUGGAUGCAAAUAGACUGCGUCCACAGCUCGGUAACCCACUCAAGUCCCACCGACCUAACUUGAAGGUCACGGUAGACCUACCUCCAUCUGGGGUGAUUGUGGACCGAUUGGAAUUGCCGGACCAUACUAACAUCAAGGGGGUGUUCGUCUUCUACACCAGGCCUGGCGACGACACUCUGGUCACUCUUAACAGCGGCAAGCCACUUCCGGCUGACGCAGCCAUACAAAUGCCUAGGAACGUUCCGAUAGCGCGCGUGGUUGUUGAGGUGGUGGAGAAGAACAUCGUGCAGGACGCCAUCUUGAUGACUCUGCAGAUUUGGGGUUGCUUUGUUCCAGGAACGACAACUCCUGCCUUAACUACAAUGUCCGAGAGUACAGUCCCCUGUGAAGCCGAGAGCAUGUUGGAGCGAAGCAUCCUGUCACCAGAGUCCCUGGAAACUUCCGAUAAGACGCUCGACCUCCGCCGCCUGUUGCCCGGAAACCCCGCAGGCCCGGCGGUGUCGUUCGAAGCCAACCUGAGGGUGGCGGUCAACUUCAAUGGGGGCGCGGCGCUUGACAAGUUGGUGCUACCGACGCACGGGAACAUACUGACUAUAAAGAUACUGAUACAGUUACCUGGGGAGACGAAAUAUAUACCGUACAUGGGUGGACAGCCUAUUCCGGUCACGGACGCCCCGAUCCCUCUACCAACAGGAAUGAUGGCCAACCAGGUGGUGGUAGUCGUGCUGGAAAAAUUACAGGCCGACCUUCCCAUCACCCUCACCCUCAAUAUUUGGGCCUGCUUCGAUGUUGUUACCACACCCGCCUACUCGUCCAACUCCUACACGUCGCCCCCCGAGUGCGAGGUCAAGGUCAUCAACUUCUCACGCGUGGACGGCCUGGCAGGGGCCUCCUCCCAGAUGUCAGGGGCCAAGGCCGUGCAGGCUUUGAAGGGGUCCAAUGGAUUCUGGUCGCCGACGACGGACGAUGUGGAGACGUACCCCUACCUGUUCUUUCAGAUCAAUGCACGUGAGGGCCACGCUGUUGUAUACAAGGUGACAUUCACCCUGAGGUUCUCUAAGUUUGUCGUGCUUAGUCUCUUCAACAGGAACGACCAGAACGUGGACACGAGCGAGAAGAUCAAGUGCAACACGCCCGUCCACCAUAAGCGUAUCACGUACAACUUUUACGGGCAGACCGGUGACAAGGUCUACAUUUACGUGAGUCCAACCAAGAACACGCAGUCACAGGUGUCUGACCUUGAGAUACACGCCUGCUACACGCCAGAGGUGGCGACAACAAUCGCCCCCACACCAUUGACGACGACACCGGAACCGAUCACGUGCUAUUUCUCGUGCGAUGCUGGAAGUACUUGUGUGCACGCUGAAGAGUUGUGUGAUGGGAAAUGCAACUGUUAUGACUGCCGGGACGAAGAAAACUGCACCACCACCACACCUGCUGAUGUGUGCGGCGGUUUCGGGUACGAGCCGGUAGUGCAGGGAGGUCAACAGGUCAUAUGCGGAGGGGCCGCGGGCGCAACGUGUCCGAGGCCGAGUGACCGCUGCACAUACUUCCCGGGUGCGGACUUUGGGCCAUGUUGUCGCGCUAACGAGGAGACCACCACCACCACCAAGUUUGAGACAACCACGCCGGCACAGAACGGCGGAUGGGGAACAUGGUCGCCCUGGUCGCGCUGUACACGGUCGUGCGGCCCCGGGGAGGAGACACGGUACCGGUUUUGUAACCAGCCACCACCGGGUCCCGGCGGCGCCAUGUGUGCCGGUGACGCCACUGGUUCCCGACCUUGCAGACUCACAGACUGUGCCUAUGGCCUGCCUAACUGGUCCCCGUGGUCGGCCUGGGGCGACUGUGACGUCACGUGCGGCACGGGAAAACGCGCGAGAACCAGAGCAUGUGACAGCCCCGCCCCAGGGCCAGGGGACACUGGUUGUCAAGGUAACGCCACUCAGACGCUGCUGUGUAUGGAGCGACCCUGCAUGUGCACGUUCGACAUGAUCACCUUCCGGAACGCGUUUGGCUACGAGCCGGCUGAGCAGAUUGGUUAUGUUGAAUCUGACGGCAAGUACGGGCCGACGUCGCCCGAUGAAGACGUCUACAUAGGAGACAAAGUUGACGUCGGCGUCAUUGUACAUGUUGACUGCAGCAACUGCACGUGUAUGAACGGACUGCUCCAGUGUAUAAUAGGACAGUGUGAAGAGUGUUCCUACUGGCCCUGGGGCCCGUGGUCCCUGUGCUCUAAAUCCUGUGACGUCGGUCAAAAGUGGCGAACGCGGCGCCUGCGCGUCAGCGGCGGUCCCCAGGCGGCCAAAUGUAAACCCGAGCUGACUGAGAGGGAGGAUUGCAGUGUGGAGCCCUGCCCAACUGCUCUACCGCCCAGUUGGAACCCCUGGUCCCCGUGGAGUGCCUGUACCCCCGGUAUCCCCUGCCUGGCUGGUACCCAGCUGCGGACCCGAGCCUGCAACCACCCGUUUGGUUGCCUAGGAGACGCGAUGGAGACUCGCCACUGCGAAAAUACCUGCAGUGAGAUCCCUUCCAAGUGUCCUCCAGGCUUAGUUUGGAGCACCUGCGCCAACAGGUGCCCCCACACCUGCUUUGACCUGCGCCUCAACACCUGCACCGAGGAUGAUGACAUGUGUGUACCAGGUUGCACGUGUGCUGACGGUAUGAUGCUAUACAACAGCAUGUGUGUUCCCGUCAACAACUGCCCCUGCUACGACACCGACGGCAGCGUGGUCCUACAUACUAUGGAGAUAAAUAGAGGGCCCUGCGAGACAUGCGUGUGCCGAAAUGGUACCCUUGAGUGCAACAAGGACCCAGAGUGUUGCACGUGGGACGCGUGGGGCACGUGGGGACAGUGUAGCGACACGUGUGGACGAGCCACUCGCAACCGAUACAGAUCACUGUUGCACGGAAGCCCCGUGCACUGCGGUCAGAAGUUCGACACUCAGAUCUGCCCUUACCGCCCAUGUCCCGCGGACUGCGUCUAUGAGGGGCUCUCGUAUAACGUUGGUGACGUCAUACCGGGAUCACCGCCGUGUCUCAUCUGCCGCUGUACGACCGGCGGACGGUGGUGCGAGAGGGACAAGAACGCUAUAGUUCACGGCUCAUGGGGUCAGUGGACAUCCUGGAGUGGCUGCAGCCGGACAUGCGCAGGCGGACUGACCAACAGGUUCCGGAUGUGUAACCUCCCCUUGCAGAACUGCGGCGGGUCGCCAUGCGCCGGGGAAAACUCGCAGACUUUGCCAUGUAACAACAACGUCACAUGUUGUGAGGUGAGCGGGUGGACGGCGUGGAGCGAGUGUAGCGCCACCUGCGACUCGGGGACGCGCGAGCGGCGCCGUCAGUACACGAACCCCCUGGACUGGACACGAUGUCACGUGACGCUGCUGGAGACUGGAGUCUGUCUGGAGAGACCGUGCAAUAUGCGGUGCAACGUGAGUGCCUGGUCGGAAUGGUCGGCAUGUUCGGUACGGUGUGGUACGGGUCGUAGGGAGCGCAGCAGACGUGUGUUAGGAAUAACCACCUACGACUGUCCCACUUUGAUCGAUGACGCCGUCUGCUAUGCAGGCGCUUGCAAUUGCGGAACCAAUGAGUAUUACACCAACUGUACGACUUGUGAGGACACAUGCGCCAAUAGGCUGACGUCAGGGCCCUAUGCUGUAUGUAACCGGACGGGCUGUUUAUGCGCGCGCGGUUACUAUAGAAACCAGAAGGGUCAGUGCGUCACGGGCAAUCAGUGUGAGGUCUGUGUCGUAAACGGAGAGGAGAAAAAGCCCGGUGAAACUUGGGCACCAACUGACAACAAAUGUGUCCAUUGUGAAUGUGUGAACGGAGACGUCAUGUGUUCCCCUCGCUGUGAGAUACCGGUCUGUAAAGAGGACGAGACGCUCAGUUAUGACGUCACAGAUCCGUGCUGCCCGCGGUGUGUCAAACAAUCCGACACGUGUCAACUGCAGAGGCGCCUCGACUUCCUGUACGACGCCGGCCGCACGUGUCGCUCAGUGGACAAGGUUGAGUUCACAUUCUGCACGGGCUCGUGUGGAAACAGCACCGCCUCACCCCAACUGUUGCUUCACACCGGAUAUACCCUGGACGUCAGUUGCAGGUGUUGCACGGGAGACGUGGACCGCUACAGCGUGGUGAACGUGCUUUGUGGUGAGGGGAUAAAUAAGCGACCGACCACCGCCCUUGUUCCCGUCAUGUCCGCGUGCAGGUGUCGCGCAUGCGCGGAGUCACGUGAAUCUGUCCCAGCGGACGCGUUCACAGCAACAGGAAAACGGAAGUAAAUAUACAAAUUCGCACAUGCGCGGUACAGGACUUCGAAGUCGCUCUAUGGACACGAAUAUAAAUGUUGUAGUUUGCAAUUAUUACUGUAAAGUCUAAACGUAUUUAUGUUGUUAUUGUGUAUCGUUUGUAUGACAUGUUUGUGUCCGAAUGAUGGUAUUUAAAUGUUCA